Molecule: messenger RNA, 2233 nt
Organism: Folsomia candida
Lineage: Eukaryota; Metazoa; Arthropoda; Collembola; Entomobryomorpha; Isotomidae
Product: flocculation protein FLO11
Exons: 9
Coding region: 416-2095 (559 amino acids)
Source: RefSeq, a predicted model, not a curated record
GUUUCGAAUGUGAAGAAGGGAAUGAACUCGUAUCGUUCCCAUCCGAGAAGCCAAUAAUUCCAUCGUUUCUCAACCACCUUCACAACUUCUUCCACACCAACGGCAACAAUUAUCAUCAUCCUCCUGGGAGUAAGUAACGGACAGGUUGCUCUCUCUCUCACCGUGUUUAGAGGAAAGUAACCGUUGAGAUGAUGUUUCUUCCUCCUUCUUAUUUUUCUCCUGAUCACGCUCGUCACUCUUUGCUCAGUUUUCUACUGUGUUCCGAAGCUUUGUUCGAGCAGGACUGAAACCAAGCAGAAGAAGAAGACCCCGUCAAUUUUCGUGGUCGUCCGAAAGUGUGAGACAUUUUGCAAGAAAAAGUGUGAAGUUAUUGGAUCCUACGGUAAAAAUAUACGCACACGUUGGGGCUGAAAAGAUGAGUCGAUGUUCGAGUGAGAGCGACGUCACGUUGUCCCUGCAGGACUCGCCCGAACCACCCCCGCACCUCCGCCCAAAGUCCGCCAACGGGCAUGGGCUGGACAACCCGGGGUACGUUUCUCCCUCCAAGGACGAGAAGCACCACACGAGCCUCCUCGCGGAAACCCCGAUGAACAGCAACAUUGUGAACCUGAUCCCCACCAAGCCUUCCCCACAGCUCGGGCCCUUCGAACCCCUCAGCGACUACUUCAUCCCCAUCAAUCACCACAAAAAGUUUUUCAGGCGAAGUGAGAAGCUGUACGUGACCAAGACGAGGGGCGACAAGGGGAAGCGACGCCGAAGAAGUUGGGGUCGUCGCCUGUGCGGAGCGCUGGGGAUUUUCUUUCUGGCCGGUCUGGGUGCAGUCACUGUCCUCGUUCUCCUUGACGUCCUCCACCUCCCACUCUUGGGGGCGAGGGGUCAUGACCAGGUGUCCUCUGAAUUCACAGCCACUUCUUCCUCAACGUCAUCCCCACCCUCGAGUCAGACAGGAUCAUCGUCCAGUUCAGCGGGAAUGACGACGGACGACGAAAUUAAUGUGUCAACGUCACCAACGACACAAAUCAGCUCGAUUUACUUGCGGAACACGGCGGAGAUGGAAUUUUCUGUGGAGAACGGCAAGUAUGAAGCAGCUUUGGCGAAUAAAACCAGCCCCGCCUUCCAGGCACUUUCCGCCCAACUGCAAACUCUGAUUGUCCAAUUGUUGGGAGAAAGCAUUCAGCGCGACUCGGUGGUUGCAAAGGUUCAGGAAUUUACGCCCGAGUCGAGUGGGAGCAUUUACACCAAGCUGAGAAUUGGGUGGAGUGACGAGACGGUGACGUUCACGGGUCUCCAAUUCGCACUAAGAAAUGUGACCACGCUCGGACUGGGAAGCUUCACCAUUCGACAUCUCAAAUUCUUUGAAGUGGUCAACUUGUGCAAAUUUCCGAGUCAUGGCUGCUCUCACAUUUGCUCAUUCGACUCACAACAACUCCACUUCCAGUGCUCUUGCCCAGAGCCACUCCUUCUCUCCAAGAACGAUCUCAAGACCUGUGUCCAGAUUGAGAGCAGCGAGGGAAGCACGACCGAGUGGGUUAGCGAGGCCACCACAGAUGACCAAGAGACGUCCACCACACCCAACGCCAUCGCAGGAGAAGAGGAGGAGAUUCCCAGGUCAACAUCAACAACAACCAGCACCCCUUCAAUCCCUUUGACCAAUUCCACCACACCAAUUUCGACCACGGCGACAAAUGCGAACAAUGAUCCCACGACGACUCCCAGCACGACGAUCUCCACAUCUACCACAACCACUCCAACACCCGAUGAGGCCGCACCCACAGAACUGGCACCCUCGUCCCCAUCAGGAGAGGAGGAAGAAGUGCCCCAAGUGACUGAACAGGUAGAAGAGGCCCACGACUCCUCGGAUGCGUCCAUCGCUGAAAGUGACCAGCAGCCUCUUCCCAUUGACGUGACGACACCGACGACGACGACCACCACCACGAACCCAGAGUCUCACACAGAGUUGGUGCAAGUUGACCAAGCUGAUGAGCAAAGUGACUUGGAUCAGAACAACAUCACCGAUGGUGUCUCGGAAGAUGAUGCCACCACAUCCGUCCAGAACCUAGGAGUUGACGAAGUUGUAGCGGAUGAGUCAUCCUAGUUUAUAGAUAUGUACUUGUCAUCCCAUAUGGGCAACGAUGAGCUUAAAUCGGAAAGAGUUGCCAUUUAAUACAUAUGUCUUUCUUAUGAGGAACGAGAGAGAAAUAAACAAAAACCAAUAAAAUAUUUCGACUAAAAA